Molecule: messenger RNA, 864 nt
Organism: Cynara cardunculus var. scolymus (artichoke)
Lineage: Eukaryota; Viridiplantae; Streptophyta; Magnoliopsida; Asterales; Asteraceae
Product: leucine-rich repeat extensin-like protein 5
Exons: 1
Coding region: 1-864 (287 amino acids)
Source: RefSeq, a predicted model, not a curated record
AUGAUUGACCUAGUCGCUAAUUGCCCCUCGUCGUCUCUACCUUCGUUACCGUCUCCACCUAGACCACGGCUUGUCACGCCAUUAAUAGCUGAAUCGCCUCCACGCGCUAGAAGAACGGCGAGGCGACCGCUGUCUCCUCCCCCACCCUCAACCAACUGUGCGCCAUCUCUGCCACCCACCAUCGUUGCUCCUCCAUCACCACCACCUACGGCAGUCGAGACCACCAUUCGACCACCAUCAUCACCGUCGACAGUUGCAAGCCCUAGAUGGGGUAUUGAGGUUAGUCAUGUUUCGAGCCCCAAUUUGCCUGUUGAGGGAUUGACUACAUCCGAUUCUUUUGAGGAUGAAAACUUUGUUCCACCUCAAUCUCCCUUAACUGUUUUGAAUCCAUCAAGAAUGUAUUUUCUUACUUGGUAUGAUCACCCUUGCACACAAAUGCCUGAAGCCACUGUUUUGGCUGAUUCUAUGCCUCACAUAGAGGAUGAACCUGUUGGGCUUGAUCACAAUGAACCACAUGAUGGGGAAGAAGCUUUUGAUUCCCCAUACAUUGAGGCUGAUUUAGAAGCCGAUGUAAGGUAUUUGACGCCAAUUCCAACCAGAAAAAGAAAGAGUUUGGGAAAAGUUUUUGCAACUAGAUCACAAGUUGUGGAUAAGCACACUAGAAAGAGACCAAGGCGCACUCCACCUUCUGUCCAGUUAAGGCACACAGCCUUUGUGCCUAGAAAGUCACCCCGAAUGGCUACGGCAAGGCUUGAUGAAAAAGCCGGCCCUUCUCGGGUGAGAGCCACACACAGAAUAUUAAGUACUAAACCCGUUCCAAGGCCACAACAACUGUUUAAUGGGUUUAGUACUGAAGUAGCAUAG